GCCAUUUCCGGUUUCGGGGAGGUGGGUGGGGUGCGGAGCGGGACUGGAGCGGCCGCCGCCUGGGCCGCCGCCUACAGAGCCUUCCUUGCGCCUGGUGCUGCCGGGACGAUGCGGCCGGAACCCGGAGGCUGCUGCUGCCGCCGCCCGCUGCGGGCGAACGGCUGCGUGGCGAACGGGGAAGUGCGGAAUGGGUACGUGAGGAGCAGCGCCGCAGCCGCCGCAGCCGCCGCCGGCCAGAUCCAUCAUGUUACACAAAAUGGAGGACUUUACAAAAGACCAUUUAAUGAAGCUUUUGAAGAAACACCAAUGCUGGUUGCUGUGCUUACUUAUGUGGGAUAUGGUGUACUCACUCUCUUUGGAUAUCUUCGAGAUUUCUUGAGGUAUUGGAGAAUUGAAAAGUGUCAUCAUGCAACAGAAAGAAAAGAACAACAGGACUUUGUGUCAUUGUAUCAGGAUUUCGAAAACUUCUAUACAAGGAACCUCUACAUGAGGAUUAGAGACAACUGGAACCGGCCGAUCUGCAGUGUGCCCGGAGCCAGGGUGGACAUCAUGGAGAGGCAGUCUCAUGAUUACAACUGGUCCUUCAAGUACACAGGGAAUAUAAUUAAAGGCGUUAUAAACAUGGGUUCCUACAACUAUCUCGGCUUUGCACGGAAUACAGGAUCAUGUCAAGAAGCAGCUGCCAAAGUCCUAGAGGAGUAUGGAGUCGGAGUAUGUAGCACUCGGCAGGAAAUCGGAAACCUGGACAAGCAUGAAGAGCUAGAAAAGCUUGUGGCGAGUUUCUUGGGAGUAGAAGCGGCUAUGGCAUAUGGCAUGGGAUUUGCGACAAAUUCAAUGAACAUUCCUGCUCUUGUUGGCAAAGGUUGCCUGAUUCUGAGUGAUGAGCUGAACCAUGCAUCGCUGGUUCUAGGAGCCAGACUCUCAGGAGCAACCAUUCGAAUCUUCAAACACAACAAUAUGCAAAGCCUAGAGAAGCUGUUGAAAGAUGCCAUUGUUUAUGGUCAGCCUCGGACACGAAGGCCCUGGAAGAAAAUUCUAAUCCUUGUGGAGGGAAUAUAUAGCAUGGAGGGAUCUAUUGUUCGCCUUCCUGAAGUGAUUGCUCUUAAGAAGAAAUACAAGGCAUACUUGUACCUGGAUGAAGCUCACAGCAUUGGGGCCCUGGGCCCUACAGGCCGAGGUGUGGUGGAUUACUUUGGCCUGGAUCCUCAGGAUGUGGAUGUUAUGAUGGGGACGUUCACGAAGAGCUUUGGGGCUUCUGGAGGCUACAUCGGGGGGAAGAAGGAGCUGAUAGACUAUCUGCGGACACAUUCUCACAGUGCCGUGUAUGCCACGUCACUGUCGCCACCGGUCGUGGAACAGAUCGUCACCUCUAUGAAGUGCAUCAUGGGGCAGGACGGCACGACCCUUGGCAAAGAGUGUAUCCAGCAGUUAGCUGAAAACACGAGGUAUUUCAGGAGACGGCUGAAAGAGAUGGGCUUCAUCAUCUAUGGGAAUGAAGACUCUCCAGUUGUGCCUUUGAUGCUCUAUAUGCCGGCCAAAAUUGGCGCCUUUGGACGGGAGAUGCUGAAGCGGAAUAUCGGCGUAGUUGUGGUGGGAUUUCCUGCUACUCCAAUUAUUGAGUCCAGAGCCAGGUUUUGCCUGUCCGCAGCUCAUACCAAAGAAAUACUUGACACUGCGCUCAAGGAGAUAGAUGAAGUUGGGGACCUGUUGCAGCUCAAGUAUUCCCGUCAUCGGUUGGUGCCUCUACUGGACAGGCCCUUUGAUGAGACAACCUAUGAAGAAACAGAAGACUGAGCCUUUUUGGUGCUCCCUUGGAGGAACUCUCCCUCACCCAGGACAGUGUAUGGCCUUUCUGAGCCAGUUCCAGGAACCAUACUUCUGUGGCCAUCUCACGCAAAAGACAUUUCUAAAUGGCAUUUUGUAAAUAGUAAAAAACUGCUUCACAUUCUUCCUUUGCUACAUUUCACCUUUAAAAAAUAGAGGUGACCCACUCUACUUUUUUGUCCAUUAAAAAUGUUUUAUUUUAUAACUCUCCUUCUUAUGAAAUCACGCUGACCCUAGCUUGGCCCUGGCUAACCACACCGACCGUUAGCCUCUCCUUGCCACCUGCAGACUCGGCCCACCCACAGCUCCCGCUGGCCCCACCAUCGCAGCCUCCAGACUCACCCAGCCCUCCUCCCCGGGGAGCAAGUGCCUUCCACUUACUUCCAGUCCAGGUCUCAGAGGCUGCCAACCUUGAAAUCCUUAGGAAACCAGUCAAGUAUUCAACCAAAGUGUUCUCCCUUUUGUCCGAAGUUGAGCUGUUUAAGGAAAACCGUGAACACUAGCAUUGCUAAAAACCGCCCCUUGUGAACUCCCCCUGGCCAGGAGCCUCCCAAGGUGUCGUCUUGUUCUGGUCACCGGGUGAUUUCUUCUUUCACCAUCAGAUAUUGAUAAUGGUCACUGUCUGAGACGUGUGUCCGGUUUCUGGGUUCUUCUAAGCUCUAAACUAACCUGCUAUCUAAAAUGCUGGAAUUGUUCAGAAAGCACCCACAUCCAGGGUCCACCCUGGCCUGACAGACCCUUGUGGUGAGGCCGCCUCCCCCCUCCCUGUGUCUUCUGUGCACACAGCUGCUCAGCCAGCAGGGGGCGAGGGCCGAAGGGACAGAGCUGGGGGACAGAGCUGGCAAACGUCUGUGCUUGCUUCCUACUCUGCUUUCGACUCUUCAGAACUGUGCCUCUGCCUGGGUCUGGGUCCAGAUCAGGAUUUAAACUUAUAAAGGAAAAUGUUGGUAAAUCCCCUGCUCAGAAAUCAUUUGUCAUGUUCCUGUUUAAGGAUUAAAGUUAUUAACUUGCCCGUUUUAGAAGCUGACCUAUUUAAACGUUACUUUUCUGAGUGCUAGUUCUCCUUUACUCUUGAUGUCCUAAGACAAUUCUAAUCUGGCAUCUGGGGUUUAGGGUCUCUCUUUUUUUUUUUCUCCCCCCACCCCCACCCCGAGAAAUUCUGAACAUUAUCUCUUUGCUAAACUGGGAUCCUCUAUUUUGACUCUUUCCAUACUAGGUGAGGGGACUAGUUUCAGAGAGCUUUAUAAAACUGCUUGACCAAAGAACAAAUCUGAAAACCACCAUGUUAAAGCUCUUCCUUUUUUCUGUUGACCAAAGCCUAAGUGAAGAGAACUUUUGACAUUAUUACGCCCACGACCAGACCAGCUUGUCUUCUAGUCGCCAUCGGAGUAGUACGGGGAAGACUUGGAAACAGCAUGGAAGAGCCCUGUGUAAAAAUAGCUUUGCACGUCUCUCUUUUUGGAAUCCCUCCUUGGGUUGGUAGAGAUUCUCCUGUGCUCCUUGUCUUCAGCUGCAGCGCUUGUUCCGACACAUGAGGUGGAGAUGGGGAGCCACGGGACGGUCGGUGAGGGUUUGCUUUUCUGUCUUAAGUUCUCUUCAGUCACUCUCAGCAUCUGAGAGCCUUCGGCCUUUAAAAUAUUCCAAGGUUCUGUUUUACCUUUUUAAAGGCUAGAAAAGGGUGAAUCAAAGAACCAAAUAGAAAUGCAGGGCCUGUAUUUAGCAUGGACAAACUGAAGUAAAAAAAAAAAGACAUUGUGGUAACUAAGUCACUAGCCCUGUAGAAUAAGAUACAUCGCUAACCUCCGCAUCUCAUUCCUCACCGUAGAACCCUACUAGAACACCAGAUAGCUUUUGCAAUGCAGUCACUUACCAAAUGGUGUAGGGUUUGCAAAAGUCCCAAAGUUCAAGCAAUGAACUUCACCUUGCUACUCUUUUUACUUCGGCUUGCAUGGAGUCACUGCAAUUUCAAAUGUCAAUAUGGGCAUUGAAAUACAUCAUAAAUAUAUAUGUGUAUGUAUGUAUAUAUACAUAUAUAUGACAUAUAUUUGCUGGUGCAAAGUUAUGUCAGAAUAAAUGUAGUUAAGUUACAAGUUUAUUUUGAAGAGACAAAACUGUGAUCCACACGGGUUCUCUGCUUUUUGGAGGACAAAAUGCUCUACAUGCUGGUUGUCUCUCAGAAACUGUGGUAUAGGGUCCAGUCAUAUCAUAGGCAUCAUGCAGGUGUAUAUAAAUACAGUCACUGGGAAUGAGUGGACCUAAGUAUUGUGUCGUGCGUGGUUGAAGGUCGCCUGGGUCAUGAGUUGGAUGGGACGCACACAGGUGUCAGCUCAAGUCACCACCAAAGCGGGUAGUUGGAGUCAGUCAGUAGAGAUGUGACUAAUCCUUACCACUUUUCCUCAUCCCUCUUUCUAUUUAGCAUUGCCUUUAUCCAUUUCCGGCUUAUAAGAGCUUUUUCAGCAGAUCACAUCAGAAACCAGAAACUUCUAACUAGGAGACAUCAGAAUCACAAAGAAUGGAUCAAGAGGCAGUGGCAGACUCUCCUCCCACAUUUAUUUGAAAAGUUUAACCCUAAAAUAUGGCAUUCAGUCUACAGUAAGUAAAUAGUGAAAGAGUGUGUUCGGGGGCUGGGUCCUUGGAGCACUUUUAACUUUUUGCUUUGCUCUGGAAAAUUUCUUCCCUUUAAAAAUCAUCCUAACCCCCAGAACCCCAAAGUCCUGCUUGCUUGUUUGAAGAACUUGGCAUCUGUCCUAUAGUUACUAUCUUAAACUUUGACGACAGGGUGAGGGCUUCCGAUGGUGAAAACAUGCUUCUUCCUGAAGGAGUCACGGAAGGUGAAGAGAAACGCCCCUGUAAAGGGCUGAGGGUUAUAAGCAAUGAGUCAUGGAACCACUACAUCAAAAGCAAAACUACGGCUGAGGGCUAUGUGUUUGCUAACGCCCUUUCAGAAGCCCAGGGAUGAAAUACUGUGCCAGUGACUUGUCACUGCAUUUGGCCUUUCUUUGUACCUUCCCAUUCUUGAGUUUUAGAAUGUCAACUCUGGAGAACACCUAGAUGGCGGUGCUGUGUUUGGAGGAUCACUGGGUCAGAUACCCUGUCCUGGGACACCCAGCCCUACAUUUCCAGAGGAGUCUAGGAACUUCUUUCUUCCCUACUUGAGGGAACCUGUAUCUAAGUUUGUUAGGACUAGUCCCGUCUAGCUGAGUUUUUUAGUGUUUAAUAUGCUUUGCUUCAUUUCAACUAGUGAAAACCAGGAGGAAGAAUGGCUCACGUGGAGAGAUGUCCUGGCUUCGUAGGGAAGGGGGGAAAGCGAUGCUAUCUACCACUACCGGCCUCUUUCUCCCCCCAACCCUGCUCCCCAUCCAAACUAGUUGUCAUGGAUUGGCAAGCAGCACAGGACCGCUAGUCCGGCCAUAGGCUGUGGAGAAAAAGAAUGUGGAUAGUUCUUAUUUUGUAAGAAUUUGUAGAUACAACUGACUGGCUCUGGGUUCUCUCGUAUGAAGAACAGCUAUGACUAAUCCCCAGAGUGUCUUUCCUUUCCUGGUGUUCGAGGUAAGCCAAGAUGGGCUUUCAUCUCUGCUGGCUGUAAGCCGUGUGGUCAGCAAAGGGGGAAGAGCGUAGGGGCUUUUCCUUCAGAAGGUCUGUCUUCACGAAGAUCAGCACUGCUGAGCCUUUCGCCCAGGUGAACUCGGCAUCGCCCAAGCGGGUCGUGAAGGGGGAGUUACGAAAAUCAAAUGAUUCUUCGUGGCUGUUGAGCAGUUCCUGGCUUAAAUGCAGCCCCAGAACCUAAAGGUCUGCAGCUGCCUGCUUACCACGGAAGCUCAGUGCUCAGCCGGCAGGCAUCUCAUCCAUUAACCAGCUAAUGAAAAUACCUCCCACGUGGAGAGAAAUGUAUCUUAUUCUCUGCACAGCUUUAUCCACGGGAAAUGUAGUGUUUAGGCCCCUACCCUUACCAUGUGCCCAGAUAGCCUAAUUAGGAAAAGGUUGCCCUUUUUGUCAUUUCCAGUGACUUCUGUUCUCCAAGCACCUUGUGCUUUAGGUGGAGUCUUCUGGGGGCGGCGGGGAGUGGGAAGGCAAAGGAGUUAGCUUUCGGACCUACCGAAGUUGUUGAUUCUAGUCUUCUCCAGCCCAGAGGCAUUCUUAGUCGGCCCCUGGGGAGUGGCCUGAUGGGGCAGCCAUGGUCAAGGUCUUGUUUACUAGAGCACCGGAUAGACGGCUCUGAACUGUGACUCUGGUAUGAUGAGUUCUGAUAAACUGACCCUGAAGAACGCAGUGGUUCUGCCACUGCGGUUAGGCGUUUUUGAUGAAGCAAUACCCAAAGCUCCGUCCCUUUGGAGAAGUUGGGAAGCUGAAUGCAAGGUGAGGACAGGAGCAGUCCCCUGAUGUGCCCGGUGUCCUUCCGUGUUGCCAUCUCCGUGGAUGAGUGGAUCCCUCUCAGCCCCAGGAGCCCUGAGUCGGUUCAGAAUCUGCUUCUCCCCACAGUUCUCAGUUUUCUUGUGCGAAGCUCAGCUGGGCACAGGCCUUCUACGGGGGUGUGGGACCUACUCCUGACUGAGGUGGAGUGGUAACUUGUCUUCACCCUUAGCGUUAGGUCCUGUUACCUCAGGGGCGCUAAACCAAUGGUUGGAAUGAUAAAAAGCAUCCUCGGUGGUUCUUUACGGGGUCCUGGUGAGACCACUGUCAGUUCAGCCAGCGUGCCCACACGGUCUUGAUGAUCCCUCUCUGUGUAAAGGUCGCGAAUAUUAAGAGAAGGGGGAAAGAGAAUAAGAAUAGAGAAUUCGCUUAUGGGGAGCUGAGAUCUUCUUUUGUUGGCCUUUAUUUUUCCAUUGACCGAUUUGCCUGUAAACUGGACUUUGGAAGAGGUGCUGUGAAAUCCCUCUCCUUUGCUGUGAUGCUUGUAUAAUCUGAAAAAGUGAGAGGGGCAAAUGUAAAUAAAAAAUUUUAAAUUCUAGUACUGUAUUAAAAUGUCACUCUUCUCUCUCUCUUACCCCGUCUCCCUUUUUUGCUGGAUGAUUUUUUUUUUUUUCUUUUUUUACACCUUGUUGGAUGACUGUGAAGCUCUAAAUGAUGGAUGGGGUUAGGCGUAUCUGUUGGAGAGCACAUGUUAAGAACCGAAGGGGAACUACUUGAGAUGACUUAAGAAUCAUCCCAUGCAAAUAUAUUGUUUUGCCCAAAUAAACUAUUCAGAAAGCGA
Molecule: messenger RNA, 7015 nt
Organism: Mustela erminea (ermine)
Lineage: Eukaryota; Metazoa; Chordata; Mammalia; Carnivora; Mustelidae
Gene: SPTLC2
Product: serine palmitoyltransferase long chain base subunit 2
Exons: 12
Coding region: 109-1794 (561 amino acids)
Biological process (GO): ceramide biosynthetic process; sphingosine biosynthetic process
Cellular component (GO): serine palmitoyltransferase complex
Molecular function (GO): pyridoxal phosphate binding; serine C-palmitoyltransferase activity
Source: RefSeq, a predicted model, not a curated record